Molecule: messenger RNA, 660 nt
Organism: Prorocentrum cordatum
Lineage: Eukaryota; Dinophyceae; Prorocentrales; Prorocentraceae
Source: the annotation of a GenBank genome assembly
AUGAGGGAGAGAUCGAUGCGGGGCAGGCGCAGAUCGACAAGAAGACGCAGGACAGAGAAGGCGGAGACGGACGAGCGCCUGGCCAGCUCCAAAGAGGACCGACCUCGAGGACACCCAGGAGUCGCUCGCCGCGGACGAGAAGUUCUUGAUGAUGUUGAAGGAGAGAAGUGCUCCAUGACCGACGCCGAGUGGCAGGAGCGCCAGAAGACGCGCGCCGCGGAAAUGGCCGCCGUGUCCAAGGCCCUCGCUAUCCUCGCCAGCGACGACGCCCACGACCUCUACGCCCGCACCUUCAACAAGGCGGCGGCCUCGCUGCUGCAGCAGCGCAGCUCGGAGCAGUCCGCCCGCCGCGACCAGGCAUCCCGGCUCCUGACCGCCGCUGCCAGGCGCCUCCACAGCCAGGCUCUCUCCAGGCUGGCCCUGAGCGCGAGGCUGGACGCCUUCGAGGAGGUGAAGAAGGCCAUCGACAGCAUGCUGUCUGCGCUCCAGGAGGAGCAGGCCGCCGAGGUGAAGCACAAGGAGACUUCUGCGUUGCGGAGCUCAACGAGAACGAGCUCCAGACCGAGAAGAAGACGAUGGAGAAAGGACCUUGAGGCCAAGAUCGCCCAGUUGGAGACCACGAUCAAGCAUCUCACGGAGGACCCGACAUCGACACUCUGA